AUGGCCAGACUGACGGAUAAAGAGAGGGAGCUUAUGAUCGCCCGCAAGAAGAUUGGCUACGAGGAAUUGAUAGUAGUAAAGACAAAUGAUGAUGUCGAGAUGAGAGACGUCGAAGUGGAAGAAGUUCGGAUGGGUGAUGAAGAUGAAGUGGCAGCACAGGUCACAGUGCUUUCCCAAUUGAGCAUCUCGGCUGCCAAGAAGGCGCCGCAAGCUCCGCGUCGGAUCCUCCAAGCAACAGGUCCGCGCGGAAGAGGGAAGUUCAGAUUCCAGAGCAACAAUUACACUGCCAGCGACGAAGUUCAUCAACGCGUCCGACUGUACGACCCCGACAAGAUGGCCGACGACAGACGUGGAGGCGGUGGUUACAACAACCGCAAGAGGCGCUUCAACAGAGGUAUGCGCCCAGAGGAAACACCUUCGAUCGUCGAGCUGACCUGCUGCUUUGUUUACAGAUGA
Molecule: messenger RNA, 456 nt
Organism: Aureobasidium musti
Lineage: Eukaryota; Fungi; Ascomycota; Dothideomycetes; Dothideales; Saccotheciaceae
Source: the annotation of a GenBank genome assembly